Rhinichthys klamathensis goyatoka is the source of this 3542-nucleotide messenger RNA. RefSeq names its product histone H3 associated protein kinase (gene haspin). Gene Ontology annotation, biological process: protein phosphorylation; intracellular signal transduction; mitotic cell cycle. The record is from RefSeq and is a predicted model, not a curated record. Gene Ontology annotation, molecular function: ATP binding; histone H3T3 kinase activity. Gene Ontology annotation, cellular component: cytoplasm; nucleus. Bases 96 to 3404 code for a protein of 1102 amino acids. Lineage: Eukaryota; Metazoa; Chordata; Actinopteri; Cypriniformes; Leuciscidae. The transcript is spliced from 18 exons.
UUUCUGUAAUAGAAGACUAUUUUUUAAUUAUUGAGUUAUUAAGUAGUCUCGAGAAGGGAUCUGCAUGUCGAUAACACAUCGAGUAAAGAUCCAAGAUGAACGCAAGAGGAAAAAAUGGGCCGGUGUUUAUCAAGACAUACAGUAAACGGAUGCGAAAGGUGGAGCCUUGGUUCUCCCCUGACCUGAAGAAAGCAGCUUUCUCUUUUUCAAGCACUCCUUCAUCAGAUCAGUCCAUACCAGAGGAGACACAGCCCAAGAAACGGAGAAGAAGAGAAACAGCCUCUCGCCCUGCUAAGAGCAAAGGCAUGACUGCCAUAAAGGAGAACAUGAGUGAUGAGGAAAACUAUGCACCAACCUCACCAUUCAGAAAGAAGACAAAUGCAAAACCAGUAAGGACUACAGCUGUGAGAAAGACUCAAACAAAAAAGAAGGCUAAAAUAUAUAAACAAUUAAUACUCAGCAACAGCAGUGAAAAUGACGAUGAGUCCUUUACGACGAAGAAAGGCCAUGCAAAAACGUCUGCUGAUAAACGUCCUGGUUCCAAGAAAGUGUUAGACCCUCCCCAUCUGGGCAGGUUUGUCACUCAUCGCAAAAGACCAGCACCACCCAUGCGAACUAAGCAAAUUUCUGUUGCUGUUCACCGCACGCUAAAUUCCUCAGAUGAUUUCCUCCCUGUGUUUUCCCAAAAGAAGCGCAAGAAGCCGUUCUACAUGGAACACCAUGACUCAAAUAAUCAUGCUGCUAACAAGAACCGCAAACGCACACAGAACCGUGCGACUCUGGCUGAGGUCUCUUUCAAUGAUAGUGAUGACCAGCAGCUUCCGAGUAAACGUCCCCUGCUGUCCAGCACCCCAUCACUGGUCUGCAGAAAGCUCCAGAACUUACCAGAGCCCUCCAUCAGUGAGAUCUCCUCCCUCAGCUUUGAUGAACUUCACCAACCUACUGAAAACAACAACAGUGCUCAUAGUUUGAAGAACGUUAAAGCGUGUGACCACACCGCACGAGAGAAGACAAGUCAGCAGCUCCCAAACCCAGACAUCUCUUCUGGAGAGAGAGCGGAGGGUGAAGAAGAGGAUGCAGUUGUGGAAGAGAGAGCUGGGUAUGGAGAGAGGGAUCAGAGAAAUGAAGGAUCUGAAGCAGACGCCACGUCUGCACAGGCAAGCAGAGGUUUUGGAUGCGUGUUAACACCGUCACACCUAGAAUCCUUAGCAGAGGACCUAAAGGAGAGAUGUCGCACAGUGGAUGUAGACUUGGCGCUCAAAAGAAUCGAUGUCUCAGACCAUCUGUCGUUGCAAAGCUGCAGCAGGAAACGGGAAAAGAAGAUUGCCUCAAACUGUUUGGAGUCCUCCAUGGCAACUAGACAGAACAGCCAAAACUUUGUAACUGCUUCAUCCAGCUGCUCUUCACUAUCCAAACUGUCCCUCUAUAUCUCCUCUUCGAAGUCUCUUAACACUUCUUCUUCAACUGAAGCGAUUGGCUCAAAUAUGUCCCUUCUUGACCGUCUUAAAGCUGAAUGUCUGUUAUCUUCCCUCACUGUCUGCAUUCCCCGUCUUGACUUGGGUGCGUAUCAUUUUGUCCACCAGGGGGCAACAAAAGCUCCCUGCACUGACUCGCCACACAGGCUCCCCAUCAGUCGCAGGGAAAUUGCCACCUCUCCACCUUUUAAGGGGACAGGGAAUUAUAUCCCAAACAGUCCAAUAAAUCACAGGACUCCCAGUAAUGCUGAAGCGGUUGUUCGACACUUGUCUGCAUCAUUCCAACCACCUCCAGUCUCUCCACCUGCCUCUGCACCUCAUAGCAAAACACGACCGCCUGCUGUGCUUAAAGAACGCACAGGUGCUGGUACUGGGACCGGUCGUAAAGUUUGUGUGAGUGGACUGAAUGUCAGCCGCUGGUCAAAGAGGGGUACUGGAGAGUUCAAUGAAAAACGGAGGAAAAAGGAAGGACGAACAAAGGCUGUGUCUGGAGACUACAGUUCUGGGUGCAGCAUGUUAUCUGCUGGAGCAGACACUUAUGCAGCGGAAACAACAUGUGGCUGGCUGCAGGGCACCAGUGGGAUUGGUCUGGCUGUGACGCCUAUCAGAAUGGCGCAAAUGAAUCUCUCCUCCAUCCUGGCCAACUUCACUCCUGACACACUCACGACACACUCCUGGGGCCGACUAAAGGCAGCACUGUCCCUACAUAAGAAGAAAACUGCAUUUCCGACCCCUCGGCGCUUGGUACAGUCUCAUCUGAAGUCCCCAGGCUCUGGUUUUCCAGCUGACACCACUAGUUUAGACCUGUUUGCUUCCCCUCUCUUCACACCAUCCAGAGUCACACCUUUACGCAUGCUCCGGUCCACCAUGAACACCCCCAUGACAUCAUAUGAUGAGGAUAUCAGCGAUGCAGAAAAAGUGUAUCAGGAAUGUCAGCAGAGCGGCCCACUUUCCUUUAGUGACUGUAUCCCUCCAGCUCGCAUGAAGCACUGUAACAAGAUUGGCGAAGGGACAUUUGGAGAGGUCUUCUCAACUAUAAACGAUUCCAAUGAGACCGUUGCUCUCAAAAUCAUCCCAGUAGAAGGCAGUCAGCAGGUCAACGGUGAACACCAGAAAACAUUUUGUGAAAUCCUCCAUGAAAUCAUCAUUUCCAAAGAGCUGAGCAGCCUUAACCUAAAGGAGAUUAACAAGACAGAUGGUUUCAUUGGGCUCAACAAUUUACAUUGUGUCCGUGGACGUUACCCUGAAGCUCUGCUCAAAGCCUGGGACAAGUUUGACCGUCAGAAGGGAUCAGAGAAUGACAGACCUGAUUUCUUUGAUGAUGAGCAGCUGUUUUUAAUCCUGGAGUUUGAGUUUGGAGGGAGUGAUCUAGAGAACAUGAAUGGAAAGCUAACCUCCAUGGCCCAGGCCAAGAGUGUUCUUCAUCAAGUCACCGCAGCUUUGGCUGUUGCUGAGCAAGCCCUGUGCUUUGAACACAGAGAUCUUCAUUGGGGGAACAUCCUGGUGAAGAAUGUCAAGCACAAGCACAAUGAGUUCAUUCUUAAUGGAACGGUGCAUUCCAUAGAGACUCGAGGGGUUCAUGUCAAUAUUAUUGACUACUCGCUCUCACGUCUGGAGAUCGAUGGACUGACGGUGUCAUGUGAUAUCUCUUCUGAUGAAGAGUUGUUUAUGGGACAGGGAGAUUACCAGUUUGACGUCUACCGCCUAAUGAAGAAAGAAAACAAUAACUGCUGGUCCAUUUAUAAUCCCCAUUCCAAUGUGUUGUGGCUGCACUAUCUGGCUGAUAAGCUUUUGAGUAUGAACUACAAGAACAAAGCCAAGUCCAACCAGCAAAGGACACUAAAAAGUGGCCUCAAAUCGUUCCAGUCGGAGAUCCUGAAUUAUCCAUCAGCUACAGAAGCUCUAAUGAACUGCACAUUCUUUCAGUGAAACUUUUGUUUUAAUUAACACAAUAUAUAGACCUGUAUAUUUAGAUUUACCAGUCCAGGGCACGUAAAAUGUUCUAUAAAAAAGGAUAUUAAAAACAAAUAAAGAAAAUGGCCUAUCAUGCAAUUUAAAAAACAAAAA